Molecule: messenger RNA, 282 nt
Organism: Peronospora matthiolae
Lineage: Eukaryota; Oomycota; Peronosporomycetes; Peronosporales; Peronosporaceae
Source: the annotation of a GenBank genome assembly
AUGCCGAGCAGCGGCGAAACCAACAACACGGCCGAGUACACCGCGCUGCUGCUCGGCACACGGGCUGCCGCCGACCACGGUGUCACGCGCCUGCGGAUCGAGGGUGACAGCACUCUUGUCAUCCAGCAGGUGCGUGGCAUCUUCGCCACACGCAACAAGCGCCUGAGGCAACUGCGCAUCGCGGUCAAGGCGGAGCUGGCGCGGAUGGAGCGGGCCACGCUCCAUCCCAUCGACAGGCAGGCGAAUGGUUCAUGCCGACCGCCUCGCCAACGCCGCUCUUGA